UUCCGUCUUUUUUUUCUCGGUUGCUUUCUCUCGGACUUGUAGGGUUUAUUGUCAUUUCGUUGUUGUUGUUUUUUUUGUAACUGGGAUCAUCAAUCAUAAUCUCCCGACAUUCCUCAAAAAUGUUGGGUAUUCAAAGGAAUCAGCUUAGUGCUUUUUUAGAAACAUAUGUGUGAUAAAGGAACCAGCUUUGUCUUUCUUACAUCAGUAAUGUCUUGGUAGAUUCUUGAUGUUGAGGUUUCUUGGUAACAGGGAGUUUGUUUAAUCGGCGAGAAUAAAUAUAUAAUUCAUUCGCCAUGAAUGAGAAUUUAGAGGAAAAAAAGUAUAUUCUGAUCCGUGAUGGUGAUGAGGAGGAGAAUGAGUUAGGAGGACUCUUCUAUAAGCCUCUUCCUUGCUUUGGUUUUGGAAUCGGAUGGCUCUCGUUUCUUGUUGGAUUCGUCUUCCCGUUUGCGUGGUACUUUGCCACAUUUCUAUAUCUAACAAACUAUUACCGCAGAGAUCCUCGGGAACGAUCUGGUCUUGCUGCCUCUGCUAUUGCUGCUCUGAUAUUCAGUGUUGCACUUGUGAUCACUGUUCUUGUACUUGUUUUCUCGUGUCGCUAAUUCUUUCUGGGGUUUUCAAAAGAAACAGCUUCAAGUCUGUUUCCAGAAGUGAAAGUAUUAUAUUUUGAUGAAGAAGAGAAGGUAUACCCGCUAGUCCUUUUAGACUCAAAGUUUGGUUUGUUCUUGUACAUAGAUUGUUGUCAGCUUAUUAAAAGUUCAAAAAUGUGAUACCUAACUGUUGGAAGAGAUCUAUAUAGCUUCAGGCUUGUAUGUUAUUUUAUUCA
This is a messenger RNA of Brassica napus (rape), 823 nucleotides long. Its product is annotated as 60S ribosomal protein L18a-like protein. The record is from RefSeq and is a predicted model, not a curated record. The coding region runs from base 294 to 599 and encodes 101 amino acids. The transcript has 4 exons. NCBI's taxonomy places the organism in Eukaryota, Viridiplantae, Streptophyta, Magnoliopsida, Brassicales, Brassicaceae.